AUGUUGAAACCGUUCCAGAUCAGAGAUCUUCAUGGAUCUCCAUCACAUACAUCUGCAGAGGUGCCCUCGGCAUCCACUCAACCCUUGACAAGGGAACCAUCAUCACCUAGAGCUCGUCGGGGAAUCGUGCAGCUGUCUGCUCCCCAAUAUGAUGAUCUUGCAUCGAAGCACCCGCGGGCACGGUUGACUUAUGUUGAUGACGAUGAUGGGGAGAUCAUCACUGUUGGAUCGUCUCUCGAACUCUCUCAACGCCUCGAUGAGCCUAUUGACCUUGCGCACGACCCGAUGCCGCAGGAAGCCACCGAACCCAUGCACCUCUUCGAUAUUCGACGCUCGAACUCAAUAACCGAGUUGUGGAAGAAGUUCCAGAUAAAGCAAGAAGGCAAGGAUGCGGACAACCACGCUGGAUCAUCAACUGGGGAUGCCCCGGCUGCUAGCGCUUCAGCAGAAGUACGGUCAGAAACUGAGCAAGAGCACGUUGAAGCUACGAAGAACGACGACACAGCAUCACUCAUGGCCGCCUUUGAGGCUGAGAUGGCCAAGAUUCUCGAUGCUUCUAGGAAUAUACAAGACAAUAACACUACGGAAGAGCCUUCAGCUCCCGCUCAGGAGCCAGCAGGAACCCCCAGGGGCAGAACUCCAAAUCCCACGGAUGCAUUUACUCAUGCAAUGCGGAACCUGCUCAACGGGGCUGAGUUGCUCAGUUCUGGGGUGAGAUCAAGUAUACCCGAGAUUGAACGGCAGCUGGAGAACGCUCAGAGGGCCCUUCCUGGAAAUGUCGGGUCCUCGGUACAAGGUGCUCUUGCGAGUUUGGAAGCCCAGAUGAGACAGCUUACCGGCUCGAUCAACCAUACUGUUGGCGGUGCGUCGACAGGGAACAUUCUCCAGGGAGAACUCCCCACAGCCGCCGGAACUGUGGACAGUCUGCGUGCAAUGGCGUCGGAACUGGGAAAUGUAGGGCAUACUCUGUUCGAAGCAUUUGAGUCGGAGUUUGGCUGCACUCGAACUGGUGGUCAACCCCAGGCUUCCUCUGAACAAAGUCCAGAUGGCCUCCCUGCUGAAACCUCCAGACCAUCUGAUGCCACUGCAGGUAAUAGUGUUGUCCCCGAUGUGGUAGACCAGCCAACCCAGGAUCGGGAUCUGGGAAGCCGCGAGACAAAAUCCGGAGAGAAAGAGUCGGGACCAGAAUCAGACCUUAAAACUGGCUCCAAGAAAGCUGCAGGGGCGGACGGACCGACUCAACCAGGCGGCGGCCCUGACCAGGCGCAGCCAGAUGCACCUUCAUACGUGCCUCAUGUCCCUCAUGGACGUCACAACCCCUUUGCUUUCACACCCUACUUUCAACCACCACCGCCCCCUCCUCCACCGCAUCCUCAUCCCCAUCACCAUUAUCCGCCUCCGCCUCCGCCUCCUCCUUUCUUCGGUCCACCUCCUCAUCACUUUCACCAGCCCUUCCCAGGUCCACCACCGCCUCCUUUCUGGCCGACACCGGAAAAUCUUAAUCAUCCUCACUUCCCUGCUGGGCCUGAGGUUCCUCGUCCACAACCCACGAGUACUCAUGCACAUCCUUCCCAACACACGCACCGACGUUGGCAUCCACACACCGGAUACAACUGUCGCCGUGGCCGCGCUCCCAUUAGUCGCCAACAUGCUCAUGAACAAGAUCGUGGUAGAACCAACGAUGUGCCAUCAUCUGGCCGCGACGCUACGCCGGCAGACACACAAAGCGCCACUAACACAUCAUUGUUCGUCGGCAAUGUGGGCUUCAAUGUUAGCGAGAAGAUGAUCCGCGACGUUUUUGCCUCCAGGGGUUUUCUCGUAGAUGUACAUCUGCCUCUUGAUGUUGGGACCGAGAAGCACGCUGGAUUUGGCUACUUGUCCUUCCCAUCUGUCCCUGCGGCAAAGGCGGCCCUGGAGGCCUUGCAGGGGACGCAUAUUGAUGGACAUGCGAUUAACCUAGAAUUCAGUGAGCAGACCCCGGUCACCAGGCUGCACCCCGAAGAACCUUCUUCUCAAGCAACACCAGACGGUCCAGUGCCUGCUGUUAGUGAGCGAAAGUCCGUUCCGUCUGAGCUUCAAGGAUCUACAGCUACACCCGCCAAGUUGGAGAAGACAUCACUUAGCAGCCAAGAGGGGUUUAAAUCGCUCAGCGGUAAACGUGCCGUCCCUUUGACCGUGGCGGACUUGUGUUCCAAUGAUAAUCGCAAUCCGGGCAACACAGCGUCUCCCAAUAGUCUGGAAGACUCGUCCUUGGGGGAUUCUACGCGGCUCAAUUCACUCUACCCUUCCCUCUUGCCUGAAGGUGUCCCCAAGUCGGGGCCUUCUGAGCCCGUGAGUCCUGAAUUUGAUCGGAUCCCCGAGCUUACGCGUGAAUUGGAAGAGUGCCGCUUUCCCCCGGUCUCACAGCUCGAAGCGCACUUUUUGGCUGAGCAGCAGAAGGAAGCGGCUUCAUCCAGCGCUCAGACGAGGUCUGACGGUAAAGCACCAGAAGCCAGAAACUUGAACGGCAAUGUGGCGCUGCAGGGGCUUCCCGGCACGUUUCCGCAGGAGGUCCGUGAGAAUUCGUCGGCACGGCCUGGACAGUUCUCAGAGACCCAUCAUCUGCAUGGUGGGCAUGACCAUGAGGAAUCAUCUUUUGGCCCUCGCCGGCAUGUUAGACGUUGGAAGAGCCAGCGACCCCGCUCUGCUUGGCAAGAUGAAUUCUCAGGGUGGGACGCCCCUCGCGGCAUAUUCGGCUGGAGACCGGAAGGACGUCAUCGUCACCGCGGUGGACGUCGGAACAGUUUUGAAACCCCUUCUUCUGAGACCCAGGCAAUCAAUCCUGAUGUCAGGCAACGCGACAUUGACGACUGCGUCUCUACCUUAGUGAGUUUGGGAUAUGGCGGUGCAAGCGAUGGUGGCCAUCAACGAAUCGCGAUUUAUGCUGCGGCCGCAGACGGCAGGGUAUCAGAUGCGAUUGAAAUGAUUGAGGAAGAACGCAAGGCAUACGAACAACAGGGAUCGACGAUGUGA
Messenger RNA from Aspergillus luchuensis, 3012 nucleotides. RefSeq lists its product as uncharacterized. The transcript has 2 exons. Gene Ontology annotation, cellular component: cytosol. Bases 1 to 3012 code for a protein of 1003 amino acids. Gene Ontology annotation, molecular function: mRNA binding. Lineage: Eukaryota; Fungi; Ascomycota; Eurotiomycetes; Eurotiales; Aspergillaceae. The record is from RefSeq and is a predicted model, not a curated record.